UUCAAACUGCGGAGACUGCGAAGCUCUGGUGUUUGGGAGCGUCAGGGCCAAUGGGUGCGGAGCGCCCCGGCUCCGGCCUCCCCUAACCCUGGCCCCUCAGGUUCGCCGCUAGCUGCUUCUCUCGGGCCUCUCUCCGUGCUGGGCUUCCUCGAGUCGGGCCCGGGUGGGCUCCCGCCCUCGACUCCCUGAACAUGGCUGCAUCGGGGCUGGAUCAUCUCAAAAAUGGCUACAGAAGAAGAUUUUGCCAAUCUUCCAGGGAACCUGGCAUUAAUAUGAAGCAAGGCCAGAACAUAUUGGUACUCUUACAAGACUGUUUUGAAGAACAAAGUCUUGCCAAUGACUUUAGCACUAAUUCUGCAAACUCAAUGGUUUGUUCAACACCUAAAAUAAAAGACACUUGUCUUCAGUCACCAAGCAGAGAGGCUCACUGCCAGAUAUCACAUUCACAGUCAGUUCCAGUUUCUUCAAGAAAGAAAGGAGCCUCUCUGCAGUUCAAUCCAGAACCAAGCGAAGCUGUCAGCAUAUCAGUUCAAGGCCAUGAGGUUCCUCAGAAAAUUUUGGCAGCUGAUGUUGGUUCUAAAACACCUGACUCAAGAAAAAUGUCAAGUAAAAAACUCAAAGAUCUUCACAAUGAUGCCAAUGAGGAAUUUUACUUAUCUGUUGGUUCACCUUUUGUUCUUUUGAAUGCAAAAACAUCUGUACCACAAAAUGAUGUUUCGUCUAUUGGCCAAAAGAGAGAGACCUACACUUUUGAAGAUUCAGUAAAUGUGUUAUCUUCAAGUACAGAGAUUUCUCUUAAAACCAAAAAAAGGUUAGACUUUGAAGAUAAAGAUAUUUUGAAGAAAGUAGAAACAGAGACUAAAGUAUCAGAUAUAGAGGAUGAAGUAUCAGAAAGACCACAAGAGAGAAAACCGCCAGAAACUCCUCAGAAAAUAAUGCAAGGUUCAGAAUAUGAAAUUCAAUCACAAGCUAAAAAGAGUUUUUCAGCCUUGUUUUUAGAAACUUUAAAAAGAAAAAGUGAAUCCAGUCCUGUUUUUAGGCAUAUAGCAACUGUUCCACCUCAGUCAUCUCCUGCAACUGAUAUGAAUUUAGAGGAUGAAUUUAUAAUUGAUGAAUCAGAUAGUUUUGCCAGUCAGUCUUGGAUUACUAUACCAAGAAAGACUGUGCCUGCGAAACAAUGCACAGUAUCCCCUACUGAGAGCACUGCACUCCUUCAAAGUAAGAUGUCAAGAGAAAAACAUCACAGUGUAACACCUACAACUUUGACAAAUGUCAAACAUUCUGGAAAAGCUCACCCACUAGAGAAAUCUCAGCCCUCUGAUCAGAGAAAACUGGGUAGGAAUUGUGCUUUGACAGAUGAAAUGGAAAGUAGAUCUACAAAAACUGAAAUGUAUUCCAAAAAUGCAGAAAAAACAUCUGGAAACAAAAGGACUACAACACAAAAACAGAAAAGAAAACUUCAAGUCAAUAAAGUUGAAGAACAGGUUGAUAAGGAACAAGGUAAAGAUAAAAAUAUAAAUAUGUCACCUAUUGCCCAAGACAAGGCACAAAGAAAUUCAGACAGAAGUAUGAAAGCGUGUAAAGAGAAGAUAAAUGUUCAUAUUUCCAAAAAACGGGUGCCACCUGUGGGAAGUAAGAAAAGUAGCACCAAUGUUCCUCAUACAGCAAAUCGGGGGAAAAAUAGGGAAUGUGAAAAGGAAAAUUUUUCAAAUGGAUCCAGGAAGAACAAUCUUAUACUUGAAGAAGUGACUUUGACUGUCAAGAAAAGUCAAAGAAUUUCCAAGCGUCCAUCUAAUUGGUGGAUGGUAAAAUCAGACCAAAGUCUUUUUUAUAGCAGUACUUCAGUAAGAAAUGAAUUAACAGUACAUGACAACAGUGGGCGAAAAUCUGCUAAAAAAACAAAUCAAUCAUCUAAGAAUAUUGGGGGAAAAACUGUUCCAUUCAAAGGGCAGAAGAAAGCUAAUCCAGGCCGCUCAAGAACACGGAAGAUUUUAAAUGCAAAAGAUUCGAGAAGAAUUAUUGACCAUGAUGAAAUUUCUGGUUCUUCCCCAAAUGAGUAUUUGGAAUGUGAUGAGGCAGACAUAGCUAAAAAGAAAGAUGUUGAUCAUUCUGGAGUUGCAGGAAGCUCAAAAGAUGAAGAUAGUGUUAUGACUGCAAAAAAUGUUCAUCUAAAACCUCAGAGCAAUGAACAUCCAUGCAAGACACCAGCAGAGUCUGACUCUGAUUCGGAAGAACCUAAAACUUUAGUUCUGGAAGGAAGUGGACCUUCCAGGCUCAAGAAUUAUUUAAUGUCUGGAAAGAAUAAUUCAGAUGUAGAUGAUGAGGAAGUUCAGGAAAAUUCAGAUAACUCAAGAGUGAAAAGAUCUGAAGUAACACAAGAGAACAAAAGACAUCACAAAUUAGUAUUGCCCUCCAACACACCAAACCUGCGCAGGACCAAGAGAAUACGAUUGAAACCUUUGGAAUAUUGGCGGGGGGAGCGAGUAGAUUAUCAAGAAAGUGAAUCAGGAGGAUUUGUAAUUGGUGGAAUAUUGUCUCCAGAAACAGUAUCGUCUAAAAGAAAGGCAAAAGGAGAAACGAAAAAAGCCAAGCAGAGAGUUAAUAGGAAAAGGAUCUGUCUUGAUAACGAUGAAAGAAAGAAAGAACUAGUCAUAGAUCUGAAUAUACCUCUGGGAGAUCCUUUGCAGCCAACGAGCGUAAGGGACCCGGACACAAGAAAGAUUAUUCUCAUGGAGCUUUUAAGGCCACGAGAUACAUACACAUUUUCAGUUGAGCAGGAUGAGUUGAAAGUGUAUAAAACAUUGGAUACACCCCUUUUUUCUACUGGAAAAUUGAUAUUAGGGCCACAUCAAGAAAAGGGAAAGCAGCAUGUUGGCCUGGAUACAUUGGUUUUUUAUGUUAACUUUGGUGACCUUUUAUGUACCUUACAUGAAACAUCUUAUAUAAUAAGAACUGGGGAUUCAUUCUAUGUUCCUUCAGGUAAUUAUUACAACAUCAAAAAUCUUCUGAAUGAGGAAAGUGUUCUUCUUUUUACUCAGAUAAAAAGAUGAAAGAUGAAGCAAAAUUUAAAUACAUGUAUAUAUAUUAUAUGCAUACAUGCAUACACAUAUAUAAUAGUUUAUGUAGUUGGGACAUUUGACUUGUAAUUAUUUGUGAUGUUUUAAAAUAAAAAUUUUAUUAGUUUUGUG
Eptesicus fuscus (big brown bat) is the source of this 3188-nucleotide messenger RNA. It is a transcript of the gene CENPC, whose product is annotated as centromere protein C. Gene Ontology annotation, molecular function: centromeric DNA binding. Gene Ontology annotation, biological process: attachment of mitotic spindle microtubules to kinetochore; kinetochore assembly; spindle attachment to meiosis I kinetochore. Gene Ontology annotation, cellular component: kinetochore. The transcript has 19 exons. The record is from RefSeq and is a predicted model, not a curated record. Lineage: Eukaryota; Metazoa; Chordata; Mammalia; Chiroptera; Vespertilionidae. Bases 192 to 3050 code for a protein of 952 amino acids.